Molecule: messenger RNA, 2625 nt
Organism: Micropterus dolomieu (smallmouth bass)
Lineage: Eukaryota; Metazoa; Chordata; Actinopteri; Centrarchiformes; Centrarchidae
Gene: b3gat3
Product: beta-1,3-glucuronyltransferase 3 (glucuronosyltransferase I)
Exons: 8
Coding region: 183-1193 (336 amino acids)
Biological process (GO): carbohydrate metabolic process; chondroitin sulfate proteoglycan biosynthetic process
Cellular component (GO): Golgi membrane
Molecular function (GO): galactosylgalactosylxylosylprotein 3-beta-glucuronosyltransferase activity
Source: RefSeq, a predicted model, not a curated record
CCGGAAGUUGUUGGUAUUUUGCUGCAAAGAAAAUGCCCUAGUUGUGCUGAAUGAAUGGAUGUUCUGAUGCACUGAGGUGCCUUUGCUCACAUCUUUCCAAGAUGACAUGAACCUUUAAGCGUAUAACUCAAGUCUACCAGUCGUAUCUUCCGCGAUUUCCCGCCUUUGCUGGUGGGGGCACCAUGGGAAUGAGGAUGAAGCUGAAGCUGAAGACUGUGUUUGUGCUCUACUUCAUGGUCUCCCUCCUGGGCCUCAUCUAUGCACUGAUGCAGCUCGGGCAGCGCUGCGACUGCACAGAGCAUGACUUGCCUAAAGACCGUACCAUUUCUCGGUUGCGGGGGGAAUUGCACCGUCUUCAGGAGCAGAUGAGGAAGUCGGAGGCAACCAAACAACCCCAGAAACAGUCCGCUAAGCCCUCCCUGCCCACCAUCUUUGUCAUCACCCCGACAUACGCAAGGCUGGUGCAGAAGGCCGAGCUGACUCGUUUGUCCCAGACCUUCCUCCAUGUUCCCCAGCUCCACUGGAUCGUGGUGGAAGACUCACCACACAAGACGCCACUGGUGACUGAUCUCCUGGUGAAGAGUGGCCUGACCUACACACACCUACACAUGCCCACCACCAAGGACCGCAAACUGCAGGAUGGUGACCCCAGCUGGCUGAAGCCCCGUGGAGUCGAGCAGAGGAAUGAGGGCCUACGGUGGCUCAGAGAGGACAGAAGGGCUCAGCCAGGAGGAGACAACCAGCGGGGAGUGGUUUACUUCGCUGACGACGAUAACACGUACAGCCUGCAGAUAUUUGAAGAGAUGAGGAGCACCCAGCGAGUAUCUGUGUGGCCGGUGGGACUGGUUGGAGGGAUGAAAUAUGAGAGGCCCGUGGUUGAAGGAGGAAAGGUGAUUCGCUUCCAUACCGGCUGGCGUCCCAGUCGCCCCUUCCCAAUGGACAUGGCCGGCUUCGCUGUGUCCCUCAAACUGGUCCUGACCAAUCCAGAGGCUUGUUUUGAUGGAGAUGCACCAAUGGGCUUCCUGGAAAGCAGCUUCCUUCAGGGAUUGGUUACCAUGGACGAACUGGAGCCCAAAGCGGACAACUGUUCUAAAGUGUUGGUGUGGCACACACGGACAGAGAAACCGAAGAUGAAGAGGGAGGAGGCUCUGCAGGCUCAGGGACUGGGUUCAGACCCAGCAGUGGAGGUCUGAGGAACACACACACACCAACACACAUUGUAAAGCAUACUCUGCUGUUUAAUGCUGCAUAUAUAACUCUGCGUUGUAAAUACUGUAAACCAUGAAAAAUAUCAGUUAGAGGUGGUGUUAAUUUUACCUGGAUAUGACGGUCUGUUUUUGUUUUGUGUCUGGUAGUAAAUGUGCGUGCGUGUGUGUAAAUAUUGAGUGUGUAUUGUUACAACUGUGCUGACUGUAUGUUCGUGUAUUUAUCAGGGCUUUCUUUGGUUUUGUAGUGAGUUAGUUGUCUUUGUACAGCAGUACAGUUUGCCUGAUGGGGGCGCCAGUUUUAAAUUUUCAAUUUCCUGUACACUUUUGCUUCAAGCUGGAGGAACGAGGCAUCUUAUUACAGACGUCCGUACUUGUAUCAUUUGUAAGGUUUCACAUGUUUACUUGUGCUCAGUGGAAAUCCUGCAGUGUAGUUCAUUCCUCACAGCUGUUAGAUAUUUAGAAACUCACCAGGCCUGGCUCCAGAAUCCUGUCUCUGUUUUCCUCUGCUGUUUGGAUCGGAUUUGAAACCUGCUUCAUCAGUUCAGCCACCAACAUACGAGAUACAGUUGCAACAGAGCAAUUCAUUCAUGCAUGGCUUCUAUAUUUGCGUGUUUGGUGUAUGAAAAGUUUUGUUUUUUGUUUUUUGUUUGUUUUUUUUGUUUUUUCAGGCACAUCUCAAAAAAUGACAAUCAUUAUCAUACGCAUGAAAAUAAUCUUUAUACUACACGUCUAAUCAAAAUGUCCACAAUGGCUAUCACGGUAAUAGUAUUGUGGAUCAGAGGUAUUGCAAAAGUGCAGUUAACAAUAACAAAACUCACCAAUUAAUUGAAUAUAAAUCCAAUAUGCUAAAAUAGUUAUUGGCUUAUAUUUCCUAUGCUGUCGUACUCCUGUGUUACAGACACAACUGGUGCAACUUAGCAACUCUGUGCUACAACAGAGACACUCUGCGCCACACCCAGUGCAGCAUUAAUUUUAAAACUAAAACGCAAAUGCUGGAUUUCAAUAGUGUCAUAGCACAACAAGAAAUAGUUAUAGCCAGCAUUUUAUUUGAAUAUUUUUAGUGAUGCUUUUUAAAAAAAACAAAAAAAAACAAGGCAUGUGGUUUCCAUCUACAAGCCCUGAAUAAGGCAACAAGCUCAUGGAUUUCUUUUGCAAACACAAAACACGCCAUCCUUGUAACAUUCCCACAUUAGGGCAGGAAGUCCCUGGUACUUUACAGUAGCAGUAUUUCAAGAGUGUAGUGCUCCUCAGCUACUGUUGUAUGAUACUGUAAAAACAGCUAGUGCCUGCGUACAUGUAAUUAGUGCCUAUUAGUCAAUUCUCUACUGGUGUAUAAUGUAUUUAUUACUGUAAUAUUAACAUUGUACAAUGUGAUAAUGUCUGUCUUUGAAAAUAAACCUGGAUAAUGUAAAACAUA